Prunus armeniaca (apricot) is the source of this 417-nucleotide messenger RNA. The record is from the annotation of a GenBank genome assembly. NCBI's taxonomy places the organism in Eukaryota, Viridiplantae, Streptophyta, Magnoliopsida, Rosales, Rosaceae.
AUGACCGGGCCGCCGUCCUCUUCCUACCCCGGCCAGGUCCCGCCGCCAGCCGCCGUGAUUUCGCCGGAAAACGAGGAGAAAAGCUCCGGUUUUGACAGAAACUUCGCCGGCUUCGUUCUCCGUCGUCCGGCCACCGAUUCCGGCAACGUAGGCAACUCGAUUUUACGAAUUGGGUUUCGGCCGGAUUUCGGGAUGAGAUUCCGGCCACUUCCGGUCAGAUUUUGGGGUACGUCCAAGAACAAAAGUGACUCCAAAUUAGGUGUUUUACCUAGGGUAGGAGUCUGGGCUCACGAUUUGGAAGUUUUUCCGGCGAUGGGUAUCGCUUUGGACACCCACGCGCUGCCGGCGCGUGUGGCGGCGCGUGGGCACUGUAGCGAGGGGCAUUUUUGUCCCAAUGUGAUCCUCAGGUUGUCAUGA